Molecule: messenger RNA, 887 nt
Organism: Effrenium voratum
Lineage: Eukaryota; Dinophyceae; Suessiales; Symbiodiniaceae
Source: the annotation of a GenBank genome assembly
UUCCCCCCUGACCAUCCGCGCCAUCCGCGCCAUCCGCGCCAUGCGCGCCAUGCGCGCCAUGCGCGCCUUCUGCGGCUUCCGCGCCGCGCGCCUGGCGCAACCGCGGUCGCAUCUUCCGUUUCGCGUGGCCGCCUUCAGCACGGACUGGGAGGGCCUGAGCCUUUCGGAGCUGCGGCGGGUGGCGGCGGAGCGGCGCAUCGACGUGGCCGACUGCUUUGAGAGGAGGGACCUGGUGCAGAGGCUGCAGGCCGCUCACAGAGUUUGCAGGACGUUUCCUGCCUGCGAGGCCUCAGCGGACUCAGCGGAUGAGGCAACUUGCACUGUUGAUGAACAGCCCGCUCUUUCCUCCAUGUCCAUCGCCGAGCUGCGGAAGAUGAUUCAUGAGGCGGGCCUCAACUCCCGGGAUCUGCUGGAGAAGAGGGACUUCCUGGAACGCGCUGCGGAGGCCCAACAGCUGCUGGCCAAGGCGGCCAGCGACGCAAAGGCCUCGACCGGCUCCAAGGCAAACAGCAGCCAAAAAGCAGAGCCAUGGGAUGUGCAGCGCUAUCGCGAGUUGGAGGUGGUGCUCUUCGCGCGGGGGGGCUGCCCCCACUGCGUGUCGGCGGUCCAGCUGCUGCGGCAGCGGGGGCUGCAAGACUUUGAGCUGCAGGAUGUGGAGUGGUCUGCCCAGGCGGUGGAGGAAUUCCGACAGCUCGGGGGCCGCGGGGUGCCAUUCUUCUACUCCCGAAAAACCCAGAAGUCGUUGGCCGGGUGGAAGCCCGACGCCACGGACCUCAACUUUCUGAUCGCCCACCUGCAGUGACGACUUUCCGAACGGUGCGUGGCGGGAGAGAACAAAAGUCGCCCGGAUGGAGUGCAUCCCCAACGGAGCCCGGAACCGGAACCGG